Messenger RNA from Symsagittifera roscoffensis, 531 nucleotides. RefSeq lists its product as uncharacterized. The record is from RefSeq and is a predicted model, not a curated record. Gene Ontology annotation, cellular component: plasma membrane. Gene Ontology annotation, biological process: adenylate cyclase-activating adrenergic receptor signaling pathway. Gene Ontology annotation, molecular function: G protein-coupled peptide receptor activity. Lineage: Eukaryota; Metazoa; Xenacoelomorpha; Acoela; Convolutidae.
GUUGAGUCUCAGUAAAAUUAUAGGCUACAUUUCCAAUGCAUCCAUCUGCCAAUUUUUUGGCUGCUUUGUCAAUUCGGCGUCCUACACGUUCACUACUUUUUCGUCUCUCUUUCUCAUCUGCGUGAUCACCGUGAACAGAUAUGUUGCAAUCUGCAUGCCACAUGACUACACGAAGUACUUCAACAGGAGUGCGGUGCGUUCUUUGAUCUGGGGCGCGUUUCUCUUCGGCACUGUGAGCUGUGCGAGUCCCGCCCUGUUCUGCUACGGGGGGAAGGUGGUGAAGAUGGGCAGUGACAUCUACUGGUACUCGGCCAAGAUCAUCCUCAACAUCGUCAACUGCGUCACAAUGGUCAUCGUUUACAUCAAGGUUCUGCUGCAGUUUCGUGCAAAAGAGAAGCGACGUCUGAAGAUGGAGGCGGACUCGCUGGCGAAAGCACACCGAGCCUCCUCCUCCGCUGCCGUCCCCGCUGAAAAGCGACAGCAACAUCACGCCAUAACGGCCGCACAGCCGACAAACACAUCAGCCGACGA